Medicago truncatula (barrel medic) is the source of this 858-nucleotide messenger RNA. RefSeq lists its product as uncharacterized. The record is from RefSeq and is a predicted model, not a curated record. NCBI's taxonomy places the organism in Eukaryota, Viridiplantae, Streptophyta, Magnoliopsida, Fabales, Fabaceae. Gene Ontology annotation, molecular function: zinc ion binding; nucleic acid binding. The transcript is spliced from 4 exons. Bases 1 to 858 code for a protein of 285 amino acids.
AUGGCUGGUCGUAAUGAUGCUGCUAAUGCUGCUGCACUUGAGGCUGUAGCUCAAGCUGUUCAACAACAACCGCAUGCUGGAGCUGCUUCUGAGUUAGAGCAAGAAACUAUUCAGCAUGGAGUAACUCUGCUUUCUCAAGCCCUGAAGAAUAAGCAAGCUUCAGGAGCCACAUCAUCAGAUCCUUCUACAAAAGCUCCAGAAGCACCUCAGUCAGAACCUCUUUCUUCAGAACUAAGAAUGGCUGGAAGAAACGACGUUGCGAUUGCUACUGCAUUGGAAGUUGUGACUCAAGAUGUGGGGCAUCAGCCUAAUGCUAACGCGGGUGCUAAUGCUGAAUUUUAUCCGCACUACACUGCUGAGAUUGCUGAGUUUUCCAAAUGUAUCAAAUUUGAGAAUGGCUUGCGUGCUGAGAUCAAGCGGGCAAUUGGUUACCAAAAGAUCCGUACUUUUUCUGAGUUGGUGAGCAGCUGCAGAAUCUAUGUGGAAGAUACGAAGGAUCAUUAUAAGAUUGUGAAUGAGAGGAAAAGCAAAGGUCAGCCGAGUCGUCCAAAGCCUUACAGUGCUCCUGCUGAUAAGGGAAAACAAAGAGUUAAUGACGAGAGGAGGCCUAGAAAGAAAGAUGCUCCUGUUGAGAUUAUGUGCUAUACUUGUGGCGAGAAAGGCCAUAAGAGUAAUGCUUGUCCUGGGGAUGUGAAACGGUGCUUUCGUUGUGGUAAGAAGGGACAUACACUUGUUGAGUGUAAACAUGAUGAUGUUGUGUGCUUUAAUUGCAAUGAAGAAGGUCAUAUUGGUUCGCAAUGCAAGAAGCCUGAGAAAGCGCCGACUACUGGGAGAGUUUUUGCUUUGACUGGUACUUAG